AUGGAUGACUUGGAAUUUGCUCUGGAGGAGAUUAUUGCCAUGAUUCUGAUGAAGAUGAAGGAGACCAUGGAGGCCUUUCUUGGCAAGAAGGUCACCCAUGCAGUAGUGAAUCGAGCCACCAAGGAUGCUGGUACAAUUGCUGGGUUAAAUAUUCUUUGUAUCAUUAACAAGCCCACCACUGCUGCUAGCACCAAUAAGAAGGGUGAUCUUGGAGGAACUUUCAAUGUUUCUUUGCUUUCGAUUGAUGACAGUGCCUUCAAGGUCUUGGCAACUGCUGGUGAUACCCACCUUGGCGCUGAAUGUCACUUGCUGUGA
This is a messenger RNA of Suillus plorans, 315 nucleotides long. Its product is annotated as heat shock protein 70. Lineage: Eukaryota; Fungi; Basidiomycota; Agaricomycetes; Boletales; Suillaceae. The record is from RefSeq and is a predicted model, not a curated record. The coding region runs from base 1 to 315 and encodes 104 amino acids. Gene Ontology annotation, cellular component: endoplasmic reticulum lumen; endoplasmic reticulum chaperone complex; membrane. Gene Ontology annotation, molecular function: ATP binding; ATP-dependent protein folding chaperone; misfolded protein binding. The transcript has 2 exons. Gene Ontology annotation, biological process: protein refolding; endoplasmic reticulum unfolded protein response; cellular response to unfolded protein.